CGCUUUGAUUUAAAACACUACAAACCAGAGGAGAUUAAAAUUACAUCUGAUAACCAGCGGCUGACGGUCCAUGCAAAACAUGAAGAGAAUCAGAACAAUCACGGCUUUGUGUCUCGUGAGAUCUGCAGGGUGUACACAAGCGUUCCCGGGGGUAAGCAGAACAGUUGA
This is a messenger RNA of Lymnaea stagnalis (great pond snail), 168 nucleotides long. NCBI's taxonomy places the organism in Eukaryota, Metazoa, Mollusca, Gastropoda, Lymnaeidae. The record is from the annotation of a GenBank genome assembly.